Messenger RNA from Exserohilum turcica Et28A, 7626 nucleotides. RefSeq lists its product as uncharacterized. The record is from RefSeq and is a predicted model, not a curated record. The transcript has 7 exons. The coding region runs from base 1 to 7626 and encodes 2541 amino acids. Gene Ontology annotation, biological process: fatty acid biosynthetic process; secondary metabolite biosynthetic process. Lineage: Eukaryota; Fungi; Ascomycota; Dothideomycetes; Pleosporales; Pleosporaceae. Gene Ontology annotation, molecular function: phosphopantetheine binding; fatty acid synthase activity; 3-oxoacyl-[acyl-carrier-protein] synthase activity.
AUGUCUAGCCUAUCCAUUCAAACCGCACCCUCUGUGGCAUUCUUCUGCCCCCAGAGCAAGACCCCAACAGAGGCAUACCUGGCACAAUUACAGCAAUACAUCAUUCAGAGGCCGCUGCUGCAGCCACUCAAACAAACAAUCACUUCGUUAAGAAGCACAUGGACAAUACUCUGCGAACACCAUGCAGACAUUGCCACACACACAGAAGGCGAGCGACAUAUGGCCAGUCUAGAGCAAUGGAUCACUGAAGGGCUGACUGGGCCCGUAUCCAACCCUGUGUGGAGUACGCUGUCUUUACCACUAUUGGCCGUCAUGCAGAUAUGUCAGUACUUCCAAUUGCUAGACAUGCACAACAUUACACACGCACAGAUGCUGGAAAGCUUGAAGAACGGUGGCGGUGCACACGGAUACUGUGGAGGUCUCCCCGCAGCCUUCGCCAUCGCCUGUGCCCAAGAUGAAGAGGAUGUCGUUCGUCUCGCCUGCAAGGCUGUGCGCUUGGCUUUUGCAGUGGGGGCAUUUGGCGAGCUUGGGGACGACGUGUCAAUUGAUGGAGUCACAACAAUCGCUGUACGGCUGAGAGCUUCGCAGCAAGCAGACGGGCUUGUAAAGGACAUAGCAGGAUGCUACGUUUCCGCCGUGACGGACCCAAGAACUGUCAGUAUUGUAGGCCCCGUACAUGAGCUGAAGAAGGUGACCGAGAGAGCACGAGCCCAGGGACUCUUGGUCACUGAUAUCCACAUCCGGGGCAAAGUGCACAGCCCGGAAAACGCGCCUCUGGUGAAAGUCCUGUUUGAUCUGUGUCAGGGCCGGGAUGAGAUGACAUUGCCCGCGGCAAGUCAGCUGCAGAUACCCGUGCGAUCAACUCUGGACGGAAAGCUAUUGGACAGCUGUUCGCUGACCCACGAGGUGAUCAACACCAUUCUCGCUUCUCGAUGCGAAUGGUACCGACUUUUGGAAGAGGUGGCACAAGACUUGGCAAAAAGCAAUACUGACACGCACACAUUUGCUUUGUUCGGCAUUGGGGAUGCCGUCCCCCUGAUGCCCUUCCAUAAUGCGCGCUUGCGAGUAUCCAAGGUCGAAGCCUACACCGCUAUUCAGAAUGCCAAAUUGGCCGAAUAUGAGUAUCCAGAGAGCGCCAUUGCCAUCACGGGAGUUUCUUGCCGGCUCCCCCAGGCAAAUGAUGUGGAAGAGUUGUGGCAGCUUCUCGCUGCUGGCAAGUCAACUUGCGAGGAAAUUCGCCAAGACAGAGUCCCCAUGCAAGAUAGCUUUCGCGUGCUCCAAAACGAAAAGUCGCAACCAAAGUGGUUUGGAAAUUUUAUCGAUGGAGCCGACGAAUUUGAUUGGGCCUUCUUUCGCUCCAAUGCCAAAGAGGCUGCCAGCAUGGACCCCCAGCAGCGAAUCCUCAUGGAACUGACCUUCCAGGCCCUGGACUCGGCUGGCUAUCUCCGCAGGCAUUCUCGCGAAGAUGGUGACCGAGUUGGGUGCUUUAUCGGCGCUAGCUUUGUCGAAUACACAGAUAAUAUCCGUGCUCACCAACCAACUGCGUACACAGCAACUGGCACGAUUCGGGCAUUCUUGUGUGGGAGAUUAAGUCACUACUAUGGCUGGACGGGACCAGCAGAGGUUAUCGACACCGCCUGCUCGUCUUCACUGGUCGCUAUCAAUCGUGCCUGUCAAUCGAUCCGGUUAGGUGAAAGCCGGAUGGCAGUUGCUGGUGGAGUGAAUAUCAUAUCCAGCGUGCACAACUACCUCGCUCUUGGAAAGGCUGGCUUUCUCAGUCCUACUGGCCAAUGUAAGCCAUUCGACCAGUCGGCAGAUGGAUAUUGCCGCGGCGAAGGUGCUGGAAUCAUAGUGUUGAAGCCCCUGAAGCAGGCUUUGGCAGAUGGCGACCAGAUAUUUGGUGUCAUCGCAGGCUCAUCGACUAACCAGGGCGGUUUGUCUGCAAAUGUGACGGUAACUCAUCCGCCAGCCCAAGUGGAGCUGUACAAGUCAGUUCUCAAGAGCGCUGGAAUGAGCCCAAACCAUGUGUCGUACGUUGAGGCACACGGGACGGGUACACAGGUCGGCGACCCUCUUGAGGUCAGCAGCAUAAGGGACGUUUUUGGUGGAUCGAAUCGUCCAAACAAGAUGUAUCUUGGUUCCAUCAAAGGCAACACUGGUCACGCAGAAACAGCAGCUGGUGUUGCUGGCUUACUGAAGGUAAUUGCCAUGCUACAGAAGAAGGCAAUUCCACCCCACGCACAGUUCGAAACAUUGAAUCCGAAAAUCCCUUCCUUGGCUCCGGACAAGAUUGCUAUAGCAAAGAGCCUUGAGCCAUGGGAAGUGACUUUCAGGGCUGCUUGGGUUAACAACUAUGGGGCGGCGGGAAGUAAUGCCUCGCUCGUUGUUUGCGAAGGGCCUCGCAAAGACAUGAGCGAAGCACAAAACCGUUCUCUAUCGAGCGCUGUGUACCCCAUCAUUCUUUCCGCCUUCACAGCAGAAAGCUUGAAGGCUUACGCCACAUCAUUGAAAUCACACUUGAGCCGGGCGAAAGUAGACCUUGCAAGCCUUGCUUACACCCUCUCUGAGCGGCGAAAGCGACAACCACUGGCCUGGACAACAACCGCUUCUGACAUUGCGGACCUGCAAAGAAAACUCUCUGCGAACAUCUUGCCAUUGAAUAUACCCCCUGUACCCAAGAAGGUGGUGCUUGCCUUUUCUGGUCAAAGCAAGCAGACGAUUGGGUUUUCAGAAACGCUUUACAGGUCUCACUCUAGAUUACGGCACUACAUCGACGAGUGCAACCGCAUGCUCAUUGCGCUUGGAUUUCCCUCGAUCCUCCCGGCGAUAUUUACCGACACGAAAAUUGAAGACCCUGUCGUGUUGCAAACAGGUACCAUGGCCGUUCAAUACGCGAGCGCCAGGUGUUGGAUAGAUGCAGGCAUCCGACCCGGUUGUACCAUCGGGCACAGCUUUGGAGAGCUGACGGCAUUGGCUGUUUCAGGCGUGCUUUCUAUCGAGGAUGCCCUCAGACUCGUUGCUAUUCGAGCGCAGCUAAUGGUAACAAAGUGGGGACCAGAGAAGGGCACCAUGCUUGCAGUCUUUGCGCCUGUCGCUGUCGUUACGCGCAUCAUUGAAGCCGUCGGCGACAAAUCCCUAGAGAUUGCCUGCUUCAAUGAUCUCAACAAUCAGGUGGUGGUUGGAACCGAGGCUGCAGUGACUGCAGUGGAGAGCUUGCUGGCUACCGACCCCUCGUUCAAGGGCUUCAGAUGUCAAAAGGUUGAUGUUACUCAUGGGUUCCAUUCCGUUUUCACGGAGCCGCUCAAGCACGACUUUGCCAAAUCCUUGGACUCAUUAACCUUCAGUGAACCCUCGAUCCCUAUCGAGCCCUGUACAAAGGGACGAACUGUGUCCAUCAAUGUUGACCAUGUUGUAUCGCAUCUCCGCCAACCAGUCUACUUUGUGGAUGCUGUUCGCCGGAUCGAAGAGCGCUUUGGGGGCUGCAUUUGGCUUGAGGCAGGAUUCGACUCGUCUAUACUCCCCAUGGCCAAGCGUGCGACUGCAACUUCGGGGAUGCAUUCGUUCUACACCAUCAAGGCAUCCGAUAUUGAGGGACACAGUGAGACUAUGGCUCGUAUUACCACCAGUCUCUGGAACGAAGGCAUUGAAAUUACUCCUAUGCUUUUCCUAUCUCCGUCCGACGCUGGAGUGGAGCCCAUCUGGCUGCCACCUUAUCAAUUCCAGAAGACUAAAGCGUGGCUACAGAACAUCGAUAGGGCUACUGAAAUCCAGCGCGAACUCGCCAGUAUGAAGGAGGAAAAGCCCAAGACCGCUCCUGUACAUGUACCUGUUCGACUGGUACAUCACGCGGGGUCUGCUGGCCAUGUGGAAAAGUUCGUCGUACACAGUUCGGCCACACGAUUCCGCGAAGUCAUUCAUGGCCAUGCAGUCAGAGGUCGGCCGCUUUGUCCGGCUUCAAUGUACAUGGAGUUGGCGGCCAUGUCAGCCAAGCUUCUUGGCGCAGACAUUGGCUCCAAGUCAAUCGUGUUUGAAGAUUUGGCAUUUGAAUCGCCUCUUGGUGUCAAUCUAGACCGCGAAACCAACCUGAGUCUGGAAACAUCUGGAAAUGAUAGCUGGAGAUUCAUCGUUUCGAGCUCAGCUGGCGCAGGUCGUGCGACUGUUCAUGGCAGAGGCAAAAUGCUUUUGGGACAACAACCCCAAUUCUCAGCCUACAAGCGACUCUAUGCAGGCCGAUUUGAUUCAAUCCUAUCUAGUCCGACUUCCGAAAAGCUCAAUGGCGGACGAGUCUAUCAGCUGUUCUCCAAAGUUGUCGAUUACGCCGAGUUCUUCCAAGGGAUCAAAAGCAUCACGAUUGAUAAAAAUGAGGCAGUAGCCGUCAUCCAGAUGCCAGAGACCCAUGUCGGAGGCGAUGAAAGUAUAGUCACACGAUACUGCGACACAGUCUCUAUCGAUGCGUUCAUCCAAGUGUCUGGCUUACUUAUCAACAGCAGCGCGGCUUGCCCUCCGGGUCAGGUUUUCGUCGCUUCGGGACUGGAAAGCAUCACCAUGUCUGGACUCUGUGAUUUUGACGCCCACAAAGAAUGGAAGGUCUACGCUAUCUUCACAAUCAAUGAUGCCAUAAAUGCGACCGGCGACGUUUUUGUUCUGAACAAGGACGGUGAGAUAGUCAUGACUGUCUUUGGAGCCAAGUUCCAUCGUCUGGAUAUUUCAAGGCUUGAGCGAACACUAGACACCGCGAACGGAUCGAAAGCAAACCAGAAACCGGCUGCAAUUACCUCUCGCAGCUACCAGCCUGUCCCGGUGGAGAGCGUUCCAGAGCUCAUACAUGACGAUACCCCAGACUCUUCGAGCGCUCCUUCAGAUACUGAGGACGAGUUUGAAGAUGGAGAGGUUCAAUUGAAAGCGAUAAUCUCCACAUAUACUGGAGCACCAGCUGACUGUAUCUCAUCGACCACAAAUAUUGGUGACCUCGGCUUUGAUUCCCUUGCAUCAAUCGAGCUUGCCAAUGAAAUCAGCGAGCGUUUUGGCAAGACUUUCUCACCCAGCGAUCUUUUGACACUCAGUAUUGGCACAUUAUGCCAAAAGACGUGUGCCAACACCUCUAGAGUCGGUCAGGGCCGCCUCGUGCCAUCCAAGAGCCACGUCGCAACAGCUCCCUCCAUGGCUCCCCAGACCAACGGAACAAUGUUCACUCAUGGACAGCGUGCCAAGCUCUUUGCACUCAUCUCCGAGCUUUGUGGUGUCGAUGUCCACAAUAUACAGGAACACCAAUCUCUCCAGGAUCUCGGAUUUGAUUCCCUUUCUGCGACAGAAUUGGGAUCCAGUUUGUGCGACGAGUUCAACGUCGACUCUGAAAAAGUCGGCACGCUCCUGGAUAUCUCCGUGAGAGAUCUUUUGAAGCUGAGCGGAAUCGGUUCUCCAGAGUCGAGCUUGUCUUUCUCCAAGCCAGCAUUCUCGGGAGUCAACACUGGACCGACGAGCAACCUUGAUAAGACGGCAGGGAUUGCGGGUCCAUUCGAUUCCUUGCUGGAAGCAGAAUCCUCGCUACCCGAUCACGCGGUGACUUGCCAGUUCACGGGAUAUCUAGCCAAUGUGGCUGCUCGUCAAGAUGAGCUACUCCUUGCUUACCUCGUAGAAGCGUUUGGAAAGUUGGGCAUCGAUUUCAACGCUCUUGAGGUAGGCCAGGAGAUCCCCGACUUUGAAUAUCAGCCGAAACACACAAAAGUAGUCAGGAGAUACAUGCAGAUUCUCCAAAAGCACGGCAUCGUUCAGAAACGGGGUUCUUGGCAUGUUCGAUCAACCGGCCAGUGCCGUUUCGAACCUUCUUCCCAGCUCCUACGCCACUUUGUAGCCGACUUCCCCAAGUACAACUGUGAGGCAGAGCUCAUGGCUCUCACAGGGCCAAAGCUUGCAGAGUGCUUGACAGGCGCCGAAGACCCAGUUAAGAUCCUAUUUGGCACGAGCAAGUCGCAAGAGAUUGUUGGGAAUCUAUACAAGGAAGCCCCCAUGUUUGCCACAUUGACGGAGCUUCUUGUGGAUUUCUUGAUUCGUCUAGUCCAGAAAGCCAAGGCACCCAUUCGCAUACUAGAAGUUGGAGCUGGCACCGGAGGCACCACGAAGCGACUCGCUGAAGCAUUGAGCACUCUCAAUCACCCAGUUGAGUAUGUUUUCACGGAUAUAUCCCAGACGUUUGUUCGAAAUGCAUCCAAGAAGUUUGAAUACCCAUGGAUGCAAUUCAAGACACUUAAUGUGGAGGUCACGCCUCCCGCGGAUAUGAUGGGCAGAUUCGAUGUCAUCAUCAGUACCAACUGUGUUCAUGCGACGGCGAACAGAGCUGAGUCUUGCCGUCACAUCAAAGAGAUGCUGAACUCGAACGGCCUGAUGGUCCUAUCAGAGAUGACCAACAUAUUCGAUUGGCAUGAGAUUGUGUUUGGGUUGUUGGACGGCUGGUGGCUAGCGAACGAUGCCGACCACGCAAUCCAAUCUGCAGAAGUAUGGAUGAAAUUUCUGCGUCAAGCUGGGUUCGCGAGUGCCACAUACUCCCAAAGUACCGAGCCUGACUGCAAUCUCCAACGACUACUCGUUGGCUCUGUAAAGCAAUAUCCUGAGCCGCUUCGUCACAUGGAAUUGCCAUCGAGCGGUGUCGAGACUGUUGUUUACAAGUCCAUUGACGGGAUUGAGAUAGAAGCGGAUGUUUACUUGCCCAGCAUUCCGCCAGCCAGCUCAAUGCCCGUAGCGUUGAUGAUCCAUGGCGGUGGUAACAUGACGUUAUCGCGCAAAGCAGUCCGACCAGAGCAAACCAAGUACUUGCUUUCGCACAACAUCCUUCCCAUCAGUGUGGACUACCGUCUAUGUCCUGAGGUCAACGUCAUUGAGGGGCCAAUAUGCGAUGUUCGCGAUGCGUACGUGUGGAUCCAGAAGAAGCUCUCUGAAGUUACUUCCAGAUUCGGCAUCUCAGUUGACACAACUCGCAUCGUGUCGAUUGGCUGGUCAUCAGGUGCUCAUCUUGCUAUGAGUCUUGCCUGGACUACAACAGAGAUCAAAGUGCAGCCACCAGCUGCAAUCCUGGGGUUUUAUGGCCCUACCGAUUUUGAAUCCGGAGACCUGGACAUUAACACCAGGAAGUAUCCAGCACGCAGGAUGCGACUGGAGAAGAUUAUGCAAUCCUUGCCGAAGAGACCCAUAACGAGCUAUGGUGCCAUGACGGAUAGUAGUGAAAUGGGCUGGAUCAAGCCUGGCGACCCAAGAUCCGAACUGAUCUUUGCGAUUCUGAAGGAAGGCAUUGGGCUGAGGGUUUGGCUUAAUGGUCUCUCUCAUGAGGCUUUAGCACAGAACCCCGACCCAGCACUCGUCAGAGCGAUUAGCCCAAUGGCGCACGUACGGGACGGCUCUUACGAUGUUCCAACAUUCAUCAUCCAUGGAACUGAUGAUGAAAUCGUUCCUUUUGAGACAGCUGAGGUGUUCAUAAGGGAGCUGGAGAAUUUCGGUGUAGAAUGUGGCCUUCUGAAGCUUUCAGGGGUGAAGCAUAUCCAUGAUUUGCAUUUGAAGCCAGGGAGCGAGGCGUGGGACAAACAGGUGGAGCCUGGGUACCGGUUCCUUCUAGAGACUCUGCAGGUCUCUGUUUAG